GCCGGAUCUCUUCGAGCCCCUCAAGGACAACCAGGAACCCACGUACAUGUUGUUCGCAUGCGCCGACUCGCGUGUGUGCCCAUCAGUCACCCUGGGCCUGGAACCUGGCGAGGCCUUCACCGUUCGCAACAUCGGUGCCAUGGUCCCAUGCUACUGCAAGAACAAGCACACCGGUGUUGGAUCAGCCAUCGAAUAUGCCGUCUGCGCCCUCAAGGUUAAGGUCAUCGUGGUGAUUGGCCAUAGCCGCUGUGGUGGUAUCAAGGCCCUCCUCUCGCUCAAGGAUGGGGAAGACGACUCCUUCCACUUCGUUGAGGACUGGGUCAGGAUCGGGUUCUCGGCCAAGAAGAAGGUGAAGGACGAGUGUUGUGACCUGCCUUUCGAGGACCAAUGUGCCGUCUUGGAAAAGGAGGCCGUCAACGUGUCCCUCCAGAACCUCAGCACUUACCCGUUCGUCAAGGAGGGUGUGGCAAACGGAACCCUCAAGCUGAUCGGCGGCCACUACGACUUCGUCUCAGGAAAGUUUGACACAUGGGAGCUGUAAAUCAAUCUUCCCUCCCAUUGCUCAAACCCGAAAUAUAUAUACAUAUGUACGUAUAUCAAGAUAUAUCGAUCCAUCGAUAUGAAUGCCAUGGAGUACCUAUUCGUUAUUUUCCAGUAGUGAAUGCCCGAUGGCUUGGUGUCAAUUUUUGUAAUAAGCGAUAGUAUUUUCCGAUGCAUAAUUAUUGUACUACUAUGUGAUGCAUAAUUUGAUCGUCGCAUGAUCAAAAUACAUCAGACAUUAUUCUAAUCAUAUUCUUCAUCAAGAGUUUACCUUUCGAUU
Messenger RNA from Triticum aestivum (bread wheat), 820 nucleotides. RefSeq names its product carbonic anhydrase, chloroplastic. The record is from RefSeq and is a predicted model, not a curated record. The transcript is spliced from 4 exons. Gene Ontology annotation, molecular function: carbonate dehydratase activity; zinc ion binding. NCBI's taxonomy places the organism in Eukaryota, Viridiplantae, Streptophyta, Magnoliopsida, Poales, Poaceae. Gene Ontology annotation, biological process: carbon utilization. Bases 47 to 541 code for a protein of 164 amino acids.